AUGGGUCAAGCAUUUAGCUUUGCCAAUAUAUUUGGCAAAUUAUGGGGUAUGAAUAAAGAGGUUAGAAUUCUUAUAUUGGGUCUAGAUGGUGCAGGGAAAACAACAAUAUUGUAUCGAUUGCAAAUGGGAGAAGUGGUCACAACAAAACCAACAAUAGGGUUCAAUGUCGAGACCUUGAAAUAUAAAAACAUCACAUUAAAUAUUUGGGAUCUAGGAGGACAAACGUCUAUAAGGCCUUAUUGGAGAUGUUAUUACAGCAAUACAUCAGCUAUCAUUUUCGUGGUAGACUCCACUGAUAAGGACCGUAUCGACACAGCUUGUAAGGAAUUGCAUACGAUGUUGAAAGAAGAGGAGUUACAAGAUAGCGCAUUAUUGGUGUUUGCAAAUAAACAGGAUCAGCCCGGGGCUAUGUCUGCCGCUGAAGUAUCCAAUGCAUUGAGUCUAACUGAUUUGAAAGAUAGGAGUUGGAGUAUUGUUGCAUCGAGUGCUAUAAAGGGAGAAGGUUUGAACGAGGGAUUAGAUUGGUUGAUGGAUGUAAUCAAGGAUGAACAGUUGUGA
Lodderomyces parapsilosis is the source of this 558-nucleotide messenger RNA. RefSeq names its product Arf family GTPase (gene ARL1). Gene Ontology annotation, molecular function: GTPase activity; GTP binding. The transcript has a single exon. Gene Ontology annotation, biological process: intracellular protein transport; vesicle-mediated transport. The record is from RefSeq and is a predicted model, not a curated record. Lineage: Eukaryota; Fungi; Ascomycota; Pichiomycetes; Serinales; Debaryomycetaceae. Gene Ontology annotation, cellular component: Golgi apparatus; cytoplasm. Bases 1 to 558 code for a protein of 185 amino acids.